Pungitius pungitius (ninespine stickleback) is the source of this 1406-nucleotide messenger RNA. RefSeq names its product lens intrinsic membrane protein 2.2 (gene lim2.2). Gene Ontology annotation, cellular component: plasma membrane. The record is from RefSeq and is a predicted model, not a curated record. Gene Ontology annotation, molecular function: structural constituent of eye lens. The coding region runs from base 805 to 1329 and encodes 174 amino acids. NCBI's taxonomy places the organism in Eukaryota, Metazoa, Chordata, Actinopteri, Perciformes, Gasterosteidae. The transcript is spliced from 5 exons.
UAAUGGAUGUUAUAUAGAAGAGGGUAUCUUACAUCAUCUGUGGAUAACAAUGGCCCUGUGCUGUCUCAAACAAUGUCUGUGUGUCAUGAUGGAAGUGCCAACGGGUCAUUGAGUUUCAAUCUGUUAAAGUAAUGAAAUAACGGCUGGGUAGUACAAAAUAUUCUCGCUUUUGAAUAAAUCAAGGUAUUUUUUAAGUUACACCGAGCUGUCGGUUAACUGAGGGAAUAAAGUUACCAAGUGUCAUCCCGCUGCUCGCUUUCGGGGUUGUUAUUUCGCUAAAUGCAAGUAAAAAAAAAAGGAAGAAAAUAGAAGCGUUGCUUUUGUGUUCCAAUUCCCUGACACAUGCACAACAGAUAUUUCUCUUCUUGUUAAUUGCCUACUUUGUAAACGCAUGUUGGAUGUGCAGAGAACGCCUGUGCUGCAGACUCUCGCCACCACACCGUGCAGCUUGGGCCCAGCUCACGGUGUUUUGACAGAAAAGAGAAUCCCAUUUUGCGGUCGGUGCCAAGUAUGAUGUGAAAAGAUAUCAUGCUGGACACAGAGUCAUAGACAAAGUGCAAGAGGAUGGAAAGUUGGCUCAUAGAGGGAUGGAGGUAAUUGCAGAGAAGAGCGCUAGCAGGGAUUUAACCACACUCACAUGCUGCGCUGGAUCAUUCCCUCUUUUGUGAGGCGGACAAUGAGAGCUGGGGGUACAGGGCUUAAAAAGGAUACAGACGCAUCACACCCAGCAACCCUGGAGAGACAGCAGCCACCACAGAGUUGCUGUAUGUUUAGGAGGACCGUACUUCACGUGGCUUCUCCAAGAUGCUGUACACUUUAGCGGGAGGGGGCACACUGUGCGGUGUGGCCGCCCUGGUGCUUCUCAUCGUUUCUACGGCAACGGACUUCUGGAUGCAGUAUCGGUACUCGGGAAGCGCGGCUAAUCAGGGGCUUUGGAGGUUCUGCAUCAACCACAAAUGUCAUGCCCACACAAUGAGUGUAGCCUUCUGGGAUGCCACCCGGGUCUUUAUGUUACUGGCGGUGCUGAGCUGCUUCGCCGGCGUGGUGCUCGGCCUCAGCGCCUUCACCAACGGCACCAAGAACAGGAGGGUCCGGACGGGCGGCGUGGCCCUGGUCCUGUCAGGCUUCCUUGCUCUGCUGGCUUUGGCAAUUUACACCGGAGUGACUGUCUCCUUCUUUGGCAAACGCUUCCCGCACUGGCGCUUUUCUUGGUCCUACAUCAUCGGCUGGGUGGCCAUCGUUUUGGCUUUUUCUGCAGGCGUGUUUCAGUUGUGUGCUUACCAGCGGACCACAGCGGAACCCGCUCCUUCAAACAACCCAGACAGCUGAACCAAUGAGCGGGCCCACUGCAGUGGACCUCAGCGUAACAUUGGAGUGCCUGGAAUGGAAUAAAUUGAAAUGAUAAA